AUGACAAUUGUUAAGUAUAACACCACCUUUACUGAGAAGUCACAAUUCGCUACUGAUUACUACCCGACCGAGGAGAAGUUGAUUUGUCACUAUGUGGAGGGGUUACCAUUUGAGUACCGUGCAGUUGUGAGAUUGAAUACCACUUUGGUAGAGGCCAUGGAUGAGGCCCGCAAGAUAGAGAAUGAUAUAGCUAUUCAGGAUCGUACCACAGCGAGUGUCACUCUUUUCAUGGAGGUCCAUGUAGUAGCAGUACCAAGAGUUGCAAGCGAUGUGGUAAGGUGGGGCACCGUUAUGAAGAUUGUAAGAGUCCUGAACCUAUGUGCUACAACUGUCGCCAAAUGGGACAUAUCAGUAUGCAAUGUCCCAACCGCAAGGUCCAGAUGGGAGCUGGUGAGAAGAAAGAUGAAGCGCCAAAGGUGA
Lactuca saligna is the source of this 420-nucleotide messenger RNA. The record is from the annotation of a GenBank genome assembly. NCBI's taxonomy places the organism in Eukaryota, Viridiplantae, Streptophyta, Magnoliopsida, Asterales, Asteraceae.